AUGAAUCAACCGAUACCUAUUUUCGACUCUAUCAGCUCAUCAGAUCCGAAGUAUACUGAUGAAAUACGAAUGAAUCGCGAAGACUCUGCAGCCAAUCUCAAGGUUUCGUCGCAGAAGCACGUCAUGCUGCGGGCUUGCGCUGCCUUGAGCGAGCAGAUGAACACUUUGUGGACGGAUGAAACGGUCGCAAAGUUUGGGACGUAUAUCAGUUCAGGACUAUCGCAUGACAACGAGGGCUGGAAGGCCUGA
This is a messenger RNA of Colletotrichum tamarilloi, 249 nucleotides long. RefSeq lists its product as uncharacterized. The record is from RefSeq and is a predicted model, not a curated record. The transcript has a single exon. Bases 1 to 249 code for a protein of 82 amino acids. Lineage: Eukaryota; Fungi; Ascomycota; Sordariomycetes; Glomerellales; Glomerellaceae.